Messenger RNA from Ceratitis capitata (Mediterranean fruit fly), 698 nucleotides. RefSeq lists its product as hypothetical. Bases 96 to 536 code for a protein of 146 amino acids. The record is from RefSeq and is a predicted model, not a curated record. The transcript is spliced from 3 exons. Lineage: Eukaryota; Metazoa; Arthropoda; Insecta; Diptera; Tephritidae.
AGCUUUUUAGCGGCCCACAAAUCUUAACCAAAUUCAGUCGCUUCCAGCACUUUGUUAGAAGCGUUCUCGCUUGCUGACAGUGAGUUCGGUCCACGAUGAGUUGUGGUCUUAAAGUUUUGCUGCUAUUUGCGGUGCUACUCUGCCUUAGUGCGGGUGGACAGGUGUUCGCUUGGCAGGCACUGGGAAAUUACCUUGAUGUCGCGAACCCCGGUAAAUGCACAAUCAGCGAAACUCUCAUCAUUUCACCCGGCGAGAAGGUGAAAUCACCAGAAGAUUGCGCCGAAAUACAUUGCGACACGGCGCAGGGUGAUGCCACGAUCACUGGUUGCGGCUCCAUUGGCGCUCCGGACGGCUGCGAGUGGGGCGAUUAUGUGAAUGUAGACGCGCCCUUCCAAGAGUGUUGUGCUCGCCAUUUGAUUUGCGAUGGCGGUUUGAAUAAUGAAACUCGCCUGUAUCAAGCGCAUAUUUGGCAGAUGUUUUCGCCGCAUUUGAGUGCAGCCGGUCUACAGGGUGCACUCGAUGCCAAGGAGCAGUGAAGAUAGGAAAUGGAAUGUUUUUUCUUAUAAAUUUUUUGUCGAAAUGUAUUAAUCAAUCACUAAUUGCUGAAUUUUUGUAUUUUUAAUGUUUGUGUUAAAUAUUUGUAAGGUACGGAUUGAGCUCUCUUUAAAUAUAUCAUAUGUGAAGUGUGUAAACAUUGA